Molecule: messenger RNA, 3049 nt
Organism: Argiope bruennichi
Lineage: Eukaryota; Metazoa; Arthropoda; Arachnida; Araneae; Araneidae
Exons: 3
Coding region: 1153-2904 (583 amino acids)
Biological process (GO): SMAD protein signal transduction; BMP signaling pathway
Cellular component (GO): extracellular region
Molecular function (GO): cytokine activity; growth factor activity
Source: RefSeq, a predicted model, not a curated record
UUUGCAAUUUGACCUUCCGUUUCGGAAAUUGGCCUUUGCCCGAUUAUUUAAACUUUUUAAAGUGCAUUGUCGAAUCUCUCGAAUGGAUUCUCCCAUCGUAAUAGUUGGAUUAUGACGCGUGAUUUUAGGGAGAAGGUUUGGCGUGGUCAACAGGUUUGAUGCACGCCAACUUGGCGAGGUCCGUUUUUGAGGAAAGAAGUGCUAUAGUUCUUCCUUUUUAAUAGGCCACAUGUACACAUGACAAACGUACGUCCGAUUAGAAGGAUAUUACGAAGAAAAAAGAUGCGGUUCGGAAAAUCAGAAAUGGCCUUCAGCUUAAGAUAGUGUUACAUGGUUUUUGAUUAAGGAUAAUAAUAUUUGAAGGAUUUUUGUGUAAGGUGUAUGAAAUUUGACCAUUGCUUCCAAGAUAAGGAUUCUAGUAUUAGGAUUUUUCUGUGAGAUAUAUGAACCUUUCUGCAAUUGAUUUCAAGGCAAUUGGUAUAGAAUAACAAGAAUUAUGUGUGCUGAAAAUGUAAUUGAUGAAUGUCUUUGCAAGAACUGAGUUAUCAUCUCAAAAAACAUUCGUCGAAAUUAUUGCUUUUUUUAUUUAAAUUGAUUUUAAAUUUUUAGAAAUUGAUAAAAAUUAGUGACAAAUUAAUGAAGUUACGAAUAUAUGAAUUUUAUAGGUGUCAUCUUUACAUGUUAAAAAUUAUUGAGAUUGUUACCAUUAUUUAGGCAUGCAGUAUUCAACUAAGCAAAUUCUUUUUAGAAGCUGGUCUGUGUAAAAUUAUAAUGAAAACCAGUGGCUAUAAUAUUUUUAAAUGGUAGCAAAGGCUGAUUACAUGAAAUAAAAAAAAAAUCUUUGAUAUUUAUUAAAGUUUAAUCCUGUUCGAAAAUCAAAUGUCAUUUGUAUAUGGUUUGACAAAAUGUAACUGAUCCAUGGUAAUCAAAUGAUUAUCACAAAUAGUAAGUAAUAAUCAAGGCAGUUACAUCUCAAAUUCACUGCGUUCCAUCCCAAAAUUCUAUUUGUGCCAUCAUGAAUUCCAUGAGAUUUCAAUGCCCUUUAGGAGCUCAUUUCAAGUACAAGAUAUCAAACUUUCCCAAAGAUGGUUGCCGAUAUUGGCUGCAACAAAACAACAUUCCUAACAUACAGGACUAAUUGUGCAAACAAUAAUGGGAAAGACUCGAUUGGUGCUCGGAUUCAAUCUUCUAGUCAUUUGUAUCUUUUUGCUGACAACUAAAGCAGUCAGUAACAGAGAGGACCUCAUUCAAGACUCGGUGCGAAGGUUAUUGGGAGUGAAACCUGGUUCCGAGAGAUCUGUUGUGCCUGGCAAAAAUACAACCUUGCCCCCUCAGUAUUUGAUGGAUUUAUACGAAAAAUACAGAUCAGGACAUACGCCCAUGCAAGGAAAUACAGUGAGGAGUAUCUUGCCCAUGAGAGAUCCCAUGGGCGAUGGAGAAGUGCUCAUUUUCAACUUGACCAGUAUCAACUCCAAUGAACAGAUCUUACAAAGCAAGCUCUAUCUUCUAAAAAGGAGAAAGGCCAAAUCUGGCAGAAAGAAAGACCUUUCCAAUUUCAGAAUUAAAAUUGGAACUCUACCUCAGAUGACGUCACAUCGCUAUAUUAACAUAUCUUUGACACAUCAGAAAUCCGAAUGGCACGCCUAUGAUAUAACAGAAUCUGUGGUGCUGUGUCGCCAGUCGAAAAAGCAAGACCAUCUACUAGGCGUCACACUCGAGGUCAAGCGUCCUAAAGGGUCAUACCGUCUGGUUCCUUUUAGACGAUUAUUAAAGCAUAAUUCCCAACCUUUUGUUUUGAUUUUCUCUGAAGAUAACACGAAUCAAACUCGUAGAUUACCAAAAACUAAAAGGAAGGGUUCAAAAAUCAGGAUCCAUGACUUAAUAAGUGCGAAAGUGGGUCCCGAAACACUGCCAAUUAGUGAUUAUUCUAGCGAGCAGGUUACUUCCAGCGAACUUAUAUUGAGAAGGAAGCGUUUCAUAUCCAAUACCUCAUAUGAAAAUCCAAAAACUAUUAAUUUUACAAAUCCUCAUCAUGAGAUUUAUGAUGUAAUAUUUGACAAUAUAAAUUCUUCCCAUGGUAUUUUUAAUCAUGAAAUUAAAAACUCUUUUCCAAACAGUACAAAAUGGAUUCCCUUGCAUGGCUAUCCUAAGUUCCUUUCUCACAAAUUAUUAACUAAUGAACUGGGAGAUUCAAUGUCUGAAAGACUUUUAAAUGCAAGUACUAAUGUGUUACCAAAAGUAUUAUUUAAGAAUAUAUACAGACUUCCAAAGCGCUUCAGCUAUAAUGGUACAAUGGAAUCGGGCAUUUAUAGGAAGCAUCGACUUAGGAAACGCAGUGUUUCCACCAGUUUGGGUUUGUCAGCAAUUUCACAUAAUUCUAAAGAGGAAGAUGCUGGAGCUAAUGCAUUUCAAAUCAUCAGUGAUAAGUAUGCACGGGGACUCAAUUCUGGUGUUUCAGCUUUGCCACGACGCCAAAAUCGGAGAAGGAACGGCAAAAAACGCAAGAAGAAGAGAAAGAAAGGUAAUCGUAAACUUCCUUUUUGGUGGACGAGACAUGACAAGAAUCUUCACUCCCAGGACUUUCACAAAAUGUGUCAGAAGAAGAGCUUAGUAGUGGACUUCGAAAAGCUAGGCUGGGGUGACUGGAUUAUGUCCCCAAAAUCCUUCAAUGCAUAUUAUUGUUCGGGGGGAUGCUCAUUCCCUAUCAUAAAGGACGCUAAUCCAUCCAACCAUGCUGCAAUCCAAAGUCUCGUCCAUGCCAUGCGGCUGGGUCCCAAUAUACCAGCCCCUUGCUGUGUUCCAUCAGAAACAAAACCCCUCACUUUAUUGUACUUUGAUGAACACAACAGUCUCGUCCUCAAGAACUAUCCAAAUAUGAUUGUGGAAAAAUGUGCAUGUAGGUAAAGGGCAAAAGACUGCAUUUAGUAUCAUUGUAUAUAUUUUGUUAGUAAACAUUAUUUCUUACCUGAUUGUACAAGUCUUAAAGAGCUUUCUCUGAAACAUUUGUAUUUCAUGCAGUGUAUUAAAUUUAUGUGUUGAUUUGUAUAAA